Molecule: messenger RNA, 420 nt
Organism: Cladophialophora carrionii CBS 160.54
Lineage: Eukaryota; Fungi; Ascomycota; Eurotiomycetes; Chaetothyriales; Herpotrichiellaceae
Exons: 2
Coding region: 1-420 (139 amino acids)
Source: RefSeq, a predicted model, not a curated record
AUGCACCUGCAUGAAGUGUCUGCCGAAAUCGCGGAGCUGCUCCAACUGACUCAACAUGUCGCAGGACCAGACAUGGCCAACGUCUCACACGGUCGCGGCGGUGCUGCAAACAUCAAACCCGAUACCCAGACCUACGUCGACGGCGAAAUUGUCCGGGAAGGACCAGUUGGCAACCAGGGCGACGGUCCGUACUCGGCCGGCCGCGGUGGCGCAGGAAACAUCGACCACCAAGGAAGCAAAGCACAUACGGCUCCAGCGGACGCCGAUAUCAUCCCAGAGACAGCCACUCGAAUCGCUAAGGAGGAAUCUCAUCAUGUCGGACGAGGGGGUGCCGGGAACGAGCUGCAUGUGCACGAUAAGAAGACUGGCUUCAUGGAUAAGCUGAAGGGUCUCUUCGGAUCCUCUCCGGCUAAGAAAUGA